CUUUAAUUAUUCACAGGAGGACGACCAGUUGUAUUUCCAUCCCGGGACGACCAAAGUGUAGUUCUUAGAGGUCAUUUCCUUGCACGACGUGAGCGUGACCACCACUACUAAAGAAUAGAUCUAAGAAUCUUUUUAAGUAGAUACUUGUUCUGGUGAUAUUAGUUUUAGGUACUUGUUCUUUUUUCAUCCAACUCCAAGAAAGUGAUGGCAAGUGUUGAGGAGAUAGAGGCUGUGAAUAACGAGCUCGAAGAGGGCUCGCUGCUUCCAGACACUGCUGAAGCUGAAGGCGGUGCGAAGAAAAACAAGAAGAAGAAGAGAAAGAAAAACAACAAAUCUCAAGUAGUCGCUUCACCUUCUUUUGUGGAACAUGGUCCGGGAGUGAAGCUUAUCGUAGUGAACAAGAACUCCAAAUGCAAUAAAUCUUCCGAGAAAGGUCAAACUUCCGAGAAGGAUCAAACUUCCUCUACUAGCACUCUGGAAUUCGACGAAUGGGCGCGCAAUGCUCUUGGCGACACACUUCUUCAGUCUGCAGAGGAUGCAGCCAAGACGGCUUGGGAAGCACCAGGUCGAAUAAAACGGCGCCAGAAAACCUACGUUUUUUCCGGAGAGCUGAGGCCCGCAACGGUGACCCAGCAGUCGCGGGUCUUUCACGAGAAAUAUCCUAACAUAGAGCGACCCGAUUACGCUGAUCAUCCUGAGGGCCACUGCCUCAGCGAACAAGCGUGGCCCGAGAACAGGAUACACGUGUACGAGGGGUCGGAGUUGGAAAUAAUGCGAGAGGCGUGUCGGAUUGGGAGAGAAGUUCUAGACAUCACGUCGAGGUACGCCUACGAAGGCGUCACGGGAGACCAGCUAGACAAAAUCCUAACACAAGCCUGCAUCGAUCGAGAAGUCUACCCCUCGCCAUUAAACUACUACCGCUUCCCGAAAAGCGUUUGCACAUCGGUGAAUUUAAGGUCCCCGCUUGGUCUUUUCACAUUAUAUCACAGAACUAGUUCUUGUACCAAGUAAAAGUCUGCAUUAUUUAAUGCUUAUAAAAUAUGAUCUACUCCUGAUAGAAGGUAGAUGAAUUGCGUGCCGUUUUUAAGAACAUCAUGAUAGAAGUGAUGGUUUCUGCUUGUUGUGUAGGAUCAUUUGUUCAAGUGACUUCAAACUCUCGUGGACCACUAGUCUAGUGACUGGAACCUCUUCUAAUCCUCGAAGUAAUUUGCCACGGCAUCCCUGAUAUGCGGCCUUUGCGAGCCGGCGAUAUCGUGAAUUUGGACGUGUCGAUUUAUCACAAAGGCUUCCAUUCCGAUCUAAAUGAGACCUUUUUCGUCGGAAAACCUCCGCGGGAAGAAAGUAGUGGAGGACAAGCACCCGCUCAAGCGCAAGGACAAGCACUUCAAGCAGAAGCAGAAGCUGUUGGAGGAGAUGUUGAGAUGAAAGUUGUCGAAGAUUCAACUUCAACAUCACCUGUUCUAGAUCUAGUAGGUGAUGAGAACAUAACUUUAAGGCUGUGUGUACCUAAUAGACAUCUUUGGACGCUGCUGCAUCCUUGAUGAAGAAAUGUAUGGACGAGGAGUAUCGUCCUAAGGGAAUACAUCCCCGUACUCUUCAACAAGGAUGCACUUGAAAGAUGAACUACCGUAAACAGCUCUAAUUCUAAUAACUACAACAAGUACAACAACUCUCCAGCAAGAAGCUCCUACAGUAUGGACGGGAGACACAGAAAGAGUGGUGCGAACGGCUUACGAGAGUUUGGUGGCGGCAGCGAAGAUGAUAAAACCGGGUUGUCUCUAUCGCAGUGUUGGAGGAACGAUACAGAAAGUCGCGGAAGGAAACGGAUGCAGUGUGGUGACUAGCUAUUGCGGUCACGGAGUUGGCAAAUUAUUCCACGGUCCGCCACAGGUACUCAUACUACAGAUCAACAUGAUAUUCUGCAGAUGAUAUUCAUGAUAUAACGAGAAAUAAAACGAGAAAAGCCAAAGUAAAAGUAUUCAUAUGCUUAUCAAUCUAUCAUCCAUUUACUACGAAAAUAGUUCUAGUAAGAAACCAUCUACUACUCCUCAAUCCACCCGCACCACGACUAGUACUUAGAGGUAGGUUUUUGGUGCUCGCUUUCCCCGCUUGUUAUGCCUUUCUCCCUUAGGAGAGGCAUAAAAAGCGGUAAGAAGAGCACCUUUAGCCUACCCUUAAGAUAUGAUCCACCUACAACAAUAGAUACUCGACCAACAUUUGCUUCAACUUCUAGGUCCCGCACUAUCGUGGUAGCAAAACACCUGGAAUCAUGAAAGCGGGUCAUAUUUUUACCAUUGAGCCCAUGAUCAACCUCGGUGCGAACAAUAGCCAGGAUGGCAUGUGGCCUGACGAUUGGACCGCAGUGACCAUGAAUGGAGCUCUCUCAGCCCAAUUUGAGCAUACUUUCCUUGUUACCGAGAACGGAUAUGAGUGUCUGACCCUAAGUCGCCAGGACAUCCUCCUAGCAGAACAGAAGAAGAAGAAAGGGGCUGCGGCAAGUAGCAAACACAUGCCAGAAUGGGAAGAUAUUGAGCCAAGACUCAGACGCUGUGCAGGUCGAGAUUUGCAGGAGGAAGUUACGUCUACCAAAAAGUAAAACCCCAGCCAGGUGGUGGAUAUUGAGUUCUUGAUUGAAUGAAGAGACAGAUAGUUGCUGUGCACGCAAGUGAUUGAAGUUGCUGUGCACGACGCAAGUGAUUGAAUGAAGAGACAGAUAGAAGCUGACAUAGAAAACAUUUCAUGAGCUCCACCUACUUCAUUGAGAUCUGCAUCUGGAUCUGCGUUGAUAAUAGAUUGACAAUGACACUGGCGCUUCAUCAUAAAAUAGUGAAGACUUAUAAAUAUUGAUGCGCGGAGUAGCUACUACUCGUUGCAUGUCUCGUUCAGCCUACUGUUCCUCGCUACGCAUACGUAUCCACGUAUCUACAAUAUAUCUAUUUGAACAAGAAACUCAGCGUCGUCCUGCUCGUGUAGUUCUUCGUUUGUUUCUACUGUUCGAUGUGUGAACAGUGAAGAUGCAACAACUAGCUACCCUGUUCAUGACCUGGGUGAAGCUCUCAAUAAGAAUAAGUUUGUUUGUUUUUUCUCAACUACCAGAAGAUCAGGGACUUCAACGGACAACUUGUUUACUUUCAUUCAUGUUUUUUCGUCUUCAUGCGAAGUCAGAGUCUAGUCAAGGAAG
Amoebophrya sp. A25 is the source of this 3181-nucleotide messenger RNA. NCBI's taxonomy places the organism in Eukaryota, Dinophyceae, Syndiniales, Amoebophryaceae. The record is from the annotation of a GenBank genome assembly.